Molecule: messenger RNA, 7879 nt
Organism: Dicentrarchus labrax (European seabass)
Lineage: Eukaryota; Metazoa; Chordata; Actinopteri; Moronidae
Gene: cmya5
Product: cardiomyopathy associated 5
Exons: 14
Coding region: 886-6018 (1710 amino acids)
Molecular function (GO): protein binding
Source: RefSeq, a predicted model, not a curated record
CCAUCACACAAUAAUAUAUUUGAUCACUGUGCAGUUAAAAAUCAAGAUCAGAGAUUUUAUCCACAGGAACUAAAAUAUAUCUGGUCCAAGCCACCUCAGGUGUAAUUCUUUUCUUACAGGUAAUGCAGCUUAUCCACUGUCAUCACAGUUCCAACAUCAUUGAAUACAUAACAGGUGCUUGUGAUUCAUAGACCUUAAUAAUUAUAAAUAUAUCUGAUAUCUGCACCUUUUAUUCAAGUGUUCUCUGCAGCCUCCUCUGGCAGCUGUGUUGAUUGUUUUUCGUUCUGUGGUUUGACACCUUAUUACACCUAGUUUUAUGACUUCUGUAUAGUGCCAGUAGUGCUAUGAUUUAGAUACCUUGCAAGAUACGUAUACUUGUGUGUGUGCGUGUGGCCCUGUUUAGUGUGGCUACGAGCAGCAGGGGGACCGGGGGGUACUGUUUCAGCACAUGGCCUAUAUUUAACUUAGCAAGGGGGAUUUUGAUCUUAAAGUCACACAGGCUCAUUCCGUUGUUAGCUACCGGUACAGAACAAGAUAAUGAUGGUUUCCCCAAAUCUAUAACAAUCUUUUUAUGAUAAGUUCAAAAUCGAACUUCUUAUGUCAGUUCUUCUUUGUUGUUAGUGUGCUUAACCUAAGACUCGGUGAGAUACCCUCUGUCACUGCUUUGUCCCUCUCUGUCUCCACUCCCCUCUUUUCAUUCCCCACUCAGUCUAUUUCUGUCUCCCGCUGAGUCAGAUGGACAGCACCCAACUUAGAAUGACACAAACAGGCGGACCAACUUGUCCGAAAUCAGAGUGGCUGAAAACAUCAAGAGGACUCUAAAAUACACAGAAAAGAAACAACAUUGGGAAACUACAAAUAAAAGAGAGGGAGGAUAUUACCAAGAUGGAGGAGUGUGCGAGUCUGGACUCGGAGAUGACAGAGCUGCAGGAGUUUGAGUGUGAGGCUUCAGAGGCCAUCAGCCAGGACGAUGAAGACGAGGUGGAGGAACUAAGAAACAGUCUGCGAGAGGUUGUCCAGGACCAGUCUGUGAACCCCAGACUCCAGUGCCUUAUGGUGGAUCCAUCGUUCUCCAUGGUAACUGUUCAGAGUGAGGACAGUGGUAUUGUUUGGGAGACAGCCUCUAGCCGCUGCUCUACCCCUUGGGCAUCUGAGACCAGCUCCAUCUCUGAAGCCUACAGCAUGGAGGGCUCUGGAACCGCAGGAAAGAUCACCAUCGUAUUUGAUGAGGAGCAAAUAGUCCGCAGGAGGACAAGGUCUGGAGGAAGGAGAAGCAGGCUGGGGGACAGGCUGAGCCGACCUGGUAGUUCAAGAUCAGCUUCAGCUCUUGGAGUGGAGAGACUGGAGAUGGCAGAGGUUUCUCUUCCAAAUGUCAAAAAGGAGAAAACCGAAACAGAGCCGGACUUGGAGGAAAUCAAAAACAAAGAUCAGCAGCUGUUUAGUUUGAUUUCAGAGGGUUAUGAGAUUCUCAACAUCAGAGUCCCCUCCAAACUUCCCACUGUGGAUGAGGAAGAGAGCACAGAGCUCCAGGACAAUUUGUCUUAUUUGGACCAGACUCCAAAGAUCAAAUCCCGAAACCACCAUGACUGGACACGACAACAGAAUCAUGUCCGGCCAAAGGAGGGGGAAAUACUGGAUCACCAAGAGCCCUCAGAGGAAGAUUCUUCUCAGCAAUCAGCGUUCACAGAGCUCAGACACACACCCACUCAGAAAGAGAGCACCGGCGACAUAGACUACUUUGAGAAGUUUACCCUGCUUGAUGUGGGGGUUCCUGGAGAACAAACUCCAGAGCCGCAGGAAGAGGCAGAACAGCCUGCAGCGAUGCCCCAAGUAGAGGAGCAAAAGCUUGCUAAGGAGACAGCCUCAGAGAGCCCUUCUGCAUCAGAAGACUCCUUUGUCUUUGUUACAGAUGUGGAGAUAGUUGGGGAACGCCUGGAUGAGGUCUUCUAUGGAGAAGGAGCUCCUGCUGAUGCACUGCAGCGGAGAGAAGAUGAUGAGGCGGAAGGUGGAGCAAGGAUGAGAAUGAGACGAGAGAGCCAGAGAUCUGCGAAGGAGAAUGGUUCAGUGUUGUUUGGGAGUCAAGAGACCAUCCUCACACCCAUUUUUAUCUCCCCAGGACCCCCUAAGAUAAUUGACCUUAUCCUACUGGAAGAGCCCACCGCCAUGUCCUUUAUGUACUCAGACCUUUAUGAGGAUGCUAUAGGUGAGAGGAGUAAGAGCGCUGAUGAAUACUCUGAGGCAGAGAGCGUGGCAUCUGAGAAGUCUUAUAAAAGACGUUUAUCAGAUUCAGAGGAGGCGGACGGGUACCUGGAGAAGUUUACUUUAAAGGAUGAAAUUCCCACAGUGGAGGUUAAACCUGAGACAGUAGAGGAUAGGAGAGUGGGGAGGAUGAUGUGGUCACAGAGUCAGUUUGAAAUGACAGGAUGUCUAACAAGAGUGGUUAAAGAAGAAGAAGAUGAGGGCAAGAAGAAGAUAGAGGAACCAAAGACACAGGAGGUCAGUGAGAGGAGUGAAGAUUUAAAAUCAGCAACAUUGGAAGACAAAACAGGAAAGGAGAGGGAGCAAAUAAAACUCUCCAUGGUGACUGAAGAGCAGACUGUCAGGGAAGCUUUAGAAGAAUCAAUUCAGGAGUCUAAACUGAGAGAGGAGGAGGAGAUGAUGGGGGAUCAGGAAAUGAAACAGGAAGUAAAGACAGACCAAACUGAGCCUCCUGAGAAAAGCACUGAUGAACCACUGCCUAGAACCCAACACGUUGACAGUACAGUAGAGAAAACAGGGCAGGGUGAGGAGAAUCAGAGAGAGGUGCCAGCAGAAACAACUAGCAUUAUUGAAACUGAGCAGCCACGUCCAACACAAGAAGUGGUAGAAGAAACAGCUCAGGUGAUUGUAAAUGCUACGGACGAGGCAGCUGUGAUAACACCUGUAAGCAGUGAGGGGCCACACAUCAUCACUAAAUCUGAAAUACCAACAGAAACAACUGAGCAGAGUUUGUCUGAGGAGGUGGCUAAUGACAUUAAGAUGGUGGCCGCUGAUGAGACAGUAGUAACUGAGGUCAUAGCAGAGGUCCCAGCUGAAGUGAAAGAACCCAAGACUGAAAGACAGGAAAUUCUCACCUCUACUGAAAUAGAGACAUCAGCUGAAACAACACUGUUUGCGGAAAAAGAAGCAGCAGAUGUGGUUUCUGAAAGUGUUGCACCUGUUGAGGUUAUCACUGACUGCGAUUCUGCAGUACAUGCAGUAGUGGAGGUAAUAGAAAAAGCAGUGGAUGAAAAAGAGAUCAAAACUCAAGUUCAGAUUGAUCUUCAGGAGGUAACAAGUGUUAAGAAAACAGAUGUUCCAACAGCUGCUCCUGGAGGAGAAGAAGAAGAACAUGAAGAUCUAACAGAGAAAACUGCAGUUGAGAGCGAGGUACCUCCAUUUAUUACUAAAGCUGGUCAGGAGUCAGAGGUUAAAGCUGAGAUUCUAAGUGAGAUAACUGAACCUGUGAUACCAGAAGAAGUCAAGACUGAUGAUUCAGACAAGAAACAGCAUGAAAUUCAAGAGUCCAAGCAGCAUCAACAAGGGAAGUCAGUAACUGACACUGAAUCAGACAAAACAAAUCUGAUAACUGAAGCCAAAGAUAAAACCCCCACAGAGGACACUGCGACUGAUGUUCAGGACAAGGUGGAUGUGGGUGAUGAAUUAAUCCUCCUUGUACCCAAAGGACAAGCUGUAGAGAUGGACAUAGAGAUAAGUCAGCAGCCAGAGAAGACUAAAAGUGAUACAGUAGUUCUCUCUGAACCUGACAGCACAUGUGAACAUCUCAUAGAACCUGAAACCACAACAAUAUGCCCUGAGACCCUUCAGGCACCAAAUGAAGAAACAAUGACAGAGCCUCAACUUGAAUUAAAACCAGAAGUUGUUCUGAAGGAAGAAGCACUACCUAUAAACCAAUUAGACAGGAGGGAUUCUCCUCCAGCCAACACAGAGGAGCAGAAGACUGAGUGUGACUUUAAAGACGAAACAAUGACAGAGCCUCAACUUGAAUUAAAACCAGAAGUUGUUCUGGAGGAAGAAGCACUACCUAUAAACGAGUUAGACAGGAGGGAUUCUCCUCUAGCACCUGUAGAGGAGGCCAGCACAGAGGAGCAGAAGACUGAGUGGGACUUUGAAGAAAACAAGGACAUCCUUUCCACUCUGGAGGUGGAGGUGGAGGUGGAGAUCGAGAUGGAGGAGAAGGAGGAGAAAGUCUUGGAUCUGUCCCCAGAAGAAGAGCUCAUUGAGGCUGACUAUGAAAUCAUUGAUGCAGAGGAGGAGAGUCAGGCCCGACUGGCAGCUGAGCUGCAGGGGAUGGACUGGUUCUGUCUCACUUGUGGAUGUCUGCUGUCAGAGGACGACUAUGGGUCUGGACUGCAUCACAGCCAUGAGGUGACUGCUGUGGACAAAGCAUACGAGGAAAUCAAGGAGAAGCUGAGUGACUGGAUCUCAGAGCUUCAGGGGAGGUCAGAGAACAUCGAGGACCUGGUGUCUGAGCUUGAACUGGCCUACAACUCUGUAGAGGACCAGUGUGUGGAGACUGAGGCGGCGAUGCAGGCGCAGAAUGAGGAGAUGAUGGCUCUGGUGAUGGAGCAGUACAAUAACAUGUCUGUCAGUAUGGAGGAGGAGAAGAAGGCCAAGCUGGAGCAGCUUUAUGACCAGAUUGUCUCCUUCCAGGAGAGCAUCGACUCCGCCAAGGCCACUCUGGAGACCACGGCCAGAGAGGCUGAGACUGAUGCACGGUCACCUGAAGACAUUCAUGCAAGACUCAAGGCAGCUCUGGACACAGCCAUGUCAUUGGAGCUGGGUCCCAAGGGACUGCUGGUGUUCGAGGAUUAUGCCAAGGGCAACACUUCCAGCUCUCACGUCGCACAGCGCAAGGGAAUCCCAGUGCCUCAGAGUCCUACACUGCAGUCUCAGGAGCCAGGCUCAGCCACCAGCACCAGUGUCACUGUUUACUGGAAAGUCAACCCUGGAGAUAUAAUAGACUGCUUCCAGGUCUACUGCAUGGAGGAUCCACAAGGAGCUGUGUCAGAGGAGUACCGUGUAACAGUGAAGGAGAGUUACUGUGUCCUGGAGGAGCUGGAGCCUGAUAAGAUCUACAAAGUUUGGGUGAUGGCUGUCAACUACACAGGCUGCUCUCUGCCCAGCAAAAGACUGGCCUUCAGAACGGCUCCAUCAGUGCCAGUGAUUGAUACAGAACUCUGUACUGUCAUGUGGGAUUCAGCCACACUGCGGUGGAACACAACAAAACAGACUCCCGAACAGAGUUACACCUUGGAGUACUGCCGACAGUAUGAACUGGAGGGAGAGGGGCUCAGGUCCAUCUCAGGUAUCAAAAGCUGUGAACAGAAGGUUCUCCUGCAGCCCAGUGAGAAUUAUCUGUUUUACAUCAAAGCUGUGAAUGAGGCUGGGGCCAGCGAACAGAGCGAGGCUGCACUCAUUUCAACCAAAGGGACAAGGUUCCACCUGCUGAAAACCUCAGCUCACCCAGUUCUGGAGCUGUCAAUGGACCAGACCACAUUGCACUACUCUGAAGACUCACCUGCAAACACACUUUCUACAAACAAACAGUGUCCAUCCAUCCUGGGUGAGUUGUUGCCAGCACACGGACAUUACUACUGGGAGACCAUUGUGUCAAGAAGUGCAGCUUACAGGCUUGGAGUGGCAUACAGCACAGCCAAUAGAAACAGUCCUCUGGGGGAAAACAACCUUUCAUGGUGUUUGCAGUGUAUCCCUACACCAUCAGGCUGCAGGUAUCAGUUGCUUCACAAUGACGUUCAGUCCACUGUGUUCGUGAUUGAGAUGCCUGAGCGAGUGGGUACUCUCCUGGAUUACCAGCUUGGUCGUCUAUCUUUCUAUAAUGCCCAGAGUGGUCAGUUGUUAGGCACUUUCUACCAGCGCUUCACCCAGCCGUUCCACCCUGCUCUGGCCCUGGAGUUGCCAGGCAGCCUGGAGGUGUGCAUGGUGCUGGAGGUGCCUGAGUUUACCAAAGACAGCUAGCUCUGCUACAUGGCUCACACGCUGUUUACAGUUCAUGUUGGACAUAUAUUUGAAUGAUCUUAAAAUUACAAUUAUUGCAUUACUGAGAUAACUGCACAUAUGACAGGACAUAAAAUAUACUGAUAUCCACAGUAAAGGCAGAAGACUUACUGGGCCCCAAUCUUCUAACAAGGACUCAUUGAUGGGUUUGUGUGUUUUUAGUGAGAUCGAACCUAAUUAGUGUAGAGCUUCAUGGUAAAGCGAGUUUUCUCUGACCGAACAUAAAUUCAAUUCAGUAUAUAUUUCUUUUGGUAACAGAAAUGAAAUUGUAAAUAUCAAAAACAGAGGCAGUAAAAAUGAAUGACGACGGUGUGAAAUAUAACUGGAUUGAGAUUUUGCUUUGUCAAGGGAGAAGUAAAAUGUUGUGGAUCAUUUUGUAAAUUUGACCAUAACAUAUGCUGUUGUGAUCAUUUUGUACUGUUUUGUAAAUGUCUAGGAUUAACCCAUUUGUAGUUUUCUCCUCUUUAUUUAAACCCUUACUGAGUAAAUGAUCUGAAGCAUAUUGAAAUCAAACACACACUCUAUCGUUACAGAGAAAAACAACAGUUAAAGCCUUUUUUCAACACAAAGUUUAGACACUGAAAUAUAGAAAUAUACUGUAGCACUUUUGAAUUGUGUUUCAUAUUGUGAAUUUGUGUAAAUAACAUUUUUAAACAGAUGUGAUCACUUGUAUUUUUUGUUAUGUGCAACUCACAGCAAGUGAAUAUGAAUUGUUUUCCUUUCCCUGUCCUGUAAACUGACUUUCUGUCUGAGCUGAAUGAACAUGUUUAUUUUUCUAUUUGAACAACUGGACUGGUAGUUUGUUUUGCCUCAGCUCAUUUUUCUUUUUUCUUUUCUUUCUAACAUACAUUCACCACUAGGGGGCCUCAGUACACCAUUAGCUGCAAUCAAAAUCAUCCAAAAAAAAUGUAUUCUGUCCUCUGUAACAUGUACAUAUAUAUACAGAUAUGUUAUUAUACUCUCUACAACACUGAGAUAAACAGAAAUCAAAGAUAUUUCCAGAAAAGUUUUCUGUUCUUAAAAUAUCCUAAUGCCAUGUAUUUUUCAUUGCUGCUUACACUUAAUGCAAUGUUUAAUUGCAUGUAAUGUACAUUAUUAUCACCUAAAAUUGUGUGUUAACUUGAAUGUGGGUAAAAAUGUGAGUUGAAUGACUUAAAAAUGAAAGAGAAGUCAGUCAGAAAUUAAUCAAAUAGAUUUCUGCUACCAAUCCUAACAACUUCUGCAAAAUCCACGCACUUACACUUCCAGAUUGCUUUUUAUAACUUACAGCUACUGUAGAUUUGGGAACCAGACACCUUGCUGAGAAAGCUACAUGGUUCUCCAAAGGACAUGUAAUUUCACAAUUAUGUUACAAUUUUUCCAGGCACUUUUCCCCCUCAUAUUGGAACACCUUUCUCCAUUUCUGGGGAAACAGCGAGAGGAGGGAGCAGCUGCUGGCUUCCAUGUGAUCUGUUGGACUGCUCAGCUGGAAGCUCAUUGAAAAGUGACAGCCUCAUUUUACUGGAUUCUCUUCUCUGCCUUCCUGAUGACACUGGGCUAGGAAGUUGGAACAAAUUUUAUUGGAGCUGAACCGGGAUGGAUUUGCUUGUUAGGUGCAGACUAAGGACUCUUUUAGUACCUCUUCUCAACAUAGUUCUUUGACACUAUUUGAUGUGAUCUAACCCUGAAAAACUGAAGAAAAGGAUCACUGUAAAAUCACUGUAAUUCAAAAGAUGCAAACAUGUACAAUAUUUAUUUCAGCACAAAAAUUGACAAUAGAUCCAAAUGUGCUAUUUAUUUCCCUUUACCGCACCCAUUAAAAAGCCAGCCAAGAGAAGCCUCA